Megalobrama amblycephala (Wuchang bream) is the source of this 689-nucleotide messenger RNA. RefSeq names its product stonustoxin subunit beta-like. Gene Ontology annotation, molecular function: protein binding. The record is from RefSeq and is a predicted model, not a curated record. NCBI's taxonomy places the organism in Eukaryota, Metazoa, Chordata, Actinopteri, Cypriniformes, Xenocyprididae. The transcript has a single exon. The annotation marks the transcript as partial.
GAUCUCACACUGGAUCCAAACACAGCAAACUCUUAUCUCAUUCUGUCUGAUGGGAACAGGAAGAUCACAAAUAUGAGAACGAAGCAGCCAUAUCCUGAUCAUCCAGAGAGAUUUGAUAAGGUUCGUCAGGUUCUGUGUGAAGAGAGUCUGACUGGACGCUGUUACUGGGAGAUUGAAUGGAGCGGAAAUUAUGCUGAAAUAUCAGUUACAUAUAAAGGAAUCAACAGGAAAGGAUGGAGUGACUGUGUGUUUGGAUUCAAUGACAAAUCCUGGAGUCUGAACUGCUCUGAUAACAGAUUCACUGUCUGUCACAAUAAGAAAAGGACUGUUAUACCUGUUCUCCGUUCAUCCUCUAAGAGAGUAGGAGUGUAUGUGGACGUGUCGGCCGGCACUCUGUCCUUCUACAGCGUCUCUGACACACACACACUCACACACUUACACACAUUUAACACCACAUUCACUGAACCCCUCUAUGCUGGAUUUACAGUUUAUAAUAACUCCUCAUUGUCUCUGUGUGACAUUAAACAACCUCCUGUGAGAAACAACAGUGAUAAACACACAACCGGGUGAGUGAAAUAUACUGUGUCUUAGUGAAGGAUUUUUCCAGUCUGUGAUUAAUAGUUCAAUCCUCUGUUCUUCAUUCAUCACUAAACACUAGGGAUGCAUGAUAUUGGAUUAUUGCUGAUACC